AUGGAGGUGGAGGAGGAGGAAAGACGCUCUCCACACGAUCAUGGGGAUCGGUGUGUUCCCGAGAGCUUCUUUGAUCGCGUAACGCAAGGGUUACGCGACGAUCUCGAACAUGAGCGGAAUAGGCGUCUCCAAAUGGCGGACACUGCCUUGAAGCAUCGAGCUGAGUUUGCCUUUGCUCAGCUUGAGAACGAGAGAUCUCUGACAUCUCUUCGUGACGAGCUAAGGGUAGCUCGUGGGAUUGUUGAUCGGUCUCGGGAUGAGAUAGCUGCUCUUCAGACCCUUGUUGAUGCCCACCAUCGGGAGCACAAGGCUCUCUGCGAGAUGCUUGAGCGCAAGGGCGUUCUUCAUCGGAAGAAGCAGCGUACUGAUGGUACGGCUUAA
Molecule: messenger RNA, 381 nt
Organism: Peronospora matthiolae
Lineage: Eukaryota; Oomycota; Peronosporomycetes; Peronosporales; Peronosporaceae
Source: the annotation of a GenBank genome assembly